This is a messenger RNA of Hermetia illucens (black soldier fly), 2974 nucleotides long. RefSeq lists its product as uncharacterized. The record is from RefSeq and is a predicted model, not a curated record. NCBI's taxonomy places the organism in Eukaryota, Metazoa, Arthropoda, Insecta, Diptera, Stratiomyidae. Bases 1 to 2922 code for a protein of 973 amino acids. The transcript has 3 exons.
AUGCUGCGAUUUCCCAGAGUUUUUCUGGGAACUCUGUUUUUGCUACAUUUAAGCAGCGACUCUUUGGCAGAAGCUAAAGCGAUUGAUAGUUCCACAAGUGAUAAAAGUGGCGGGGCCGACAUUAAUUUAGGACUAAAGGCUUCCUUGGGUCCUCAUGGUGGCAGCAUAGCUGUUGGAGGUGGUAUUGACAAAUUGGAAACCGGAAUAGAUGCAGAGGUGCAUUUCGGUUCAAACGGCGGCAAAGGCUCGAACGAUGCAGGGUCUAAUCUGUCCAGUGGCAGUGGAAGCAAAGCAAGUAAAAGUGGGAACAAGUCGUGGAUUGCUGAGAAAACCAGUAAUGUCUCCACUAGUCUGGAGGGUGUAGCACAUUGGCUAACUGGCGGAAAUAGUGGUGGUGGUAGUAGUGGUGAUGUAGGUGGAGGUGGAGGUGGAGGUGGAGGUGGAGGUGGAGGUGGAGGUGGAGGUGGAGGUGGAGGUGGAGGUGGAGGUGGAGAAGGAGGUGAAGGUGGAGUUGGAGGUGGAGGUGGAGGUGGAGGUGGAGGUGGAGGUGGAGGUGGAGGUGGAGGUGGAGGUGGAGGUGGAGGUGCAGGUGCAGGUGCAGGUGGAGAUGCAGGUGCAGGUGGAGGUGCAGGUGCAGGUAUUGGAGGUGGUGGUGGCUUCGGAGCCGGUGGUGUUGUCGGAGGUGGAUUUGGAUUCGGCGGUGGCUUUGGAUUCGGUGGUGGCGCUGGUGGUGGCAGAAAUGAAGGAACUAGUGGGGGUGGAAGCCAUGGUAGCGAUGGUGGUUCAUCCUCGGUUGGUAAUAGCGGCGAUGGCAGUGCAAAUGGGGGUCGUGGCGGAAGUGUUGACGACAAUGGUGGUACUACUGGAGGUCAUGGCAGUGGUGGUGGUUCAUCUUCUGGUGAAGACGGAGGUAGUGGUAGAAUUGGUGAUAGCGGUGGUAGCAGUGGAGGCAACGAAAAUUCGGGAAGCCAUGCCAGCGGUGGUGGUUCAUCCUCUGGUGAUAAUAGCGGCAAUGGCGGUGCAAAUGGGGGCAGUGGUGGAGGUAGUGACGGUAAUGGGAGCAGAAACGGAGGUCUUGGUACCGGUGGUGGAUCAUCUUCUAGUGGAGGUUGGAGCAGUGGUGACAAUGGUAUAGGUGGAAGUGGUGGUGGUAGUGGAGGAAACAAUAGUUCUGGACCCCAUGGCAGCGGUGGUGGUUCACCCUCUGGUGGUAAUAGCGGCGAUGGCAGUGCAAAUGGGGGCAGUGGUGGAAAUGGCAACGAAAAUAGGAGCGGAAGCGGCGGUAGCGGCGAAGGAAACUUCAGUGGAGGAAGCGGAACUUCUGGAGGCCAUGGCAGCGGUGGUGGUUCAUCAUCUGGUGAAAACGGGGGUAGUGGUAAAAGUGGUGGCAAUGGUAUGGGUGGAAGCGGUGAUAGCGGUGGUAGCAGUGGAGGAAAUGAGAAUUCGGGAAGCCAUGCCAGCGGUGGUGGUUCAUCUUCUGGUGGUAAUAGCGGCAGUGGCGAUGCAAAUGGGGGCAGUGGUGGAGGUGGUGACGAUAAUGGGAGCAGAAGCGGAGACUAUGGCACCGGUGGAGGGUCAUCUUCUAGUGGAAGCUGGAGCAGUGGUGACAAUGGUAUAGGUGGAAAUGGUGGUGGUAGUGGAGGAAACGAGAGUUCUAGACUCCAUGGCAGCGGUGGUGGUUCAUCUUCUGGUAAAGACGGGGGUAGUGGUAAAAGUGGUGGCAAUGGUAUGGGUGGAAGCGGUGGUAGCAGUGGAGGAAACGAGAAUACGGGAAACCAUGGCAGCGGUGGUGGUUCAUCUUCUAGUGGUAAUAGCGGCAAUGGCAAUGCAAAUGGAGGCAGUGGUGGAGGUGGUGACGAUAAUGGGAACAGAAGCGGAGGUCAUGGCACCGGUGGUGGUUCAUCUUCUAGUGGAGGUUGGAGCAGUGCUGAUAAUGGUAUAGGUGGAAGUGGUGGUGGUAGUGGAGGAAACAAUAGUUCUGGACCCCAUGGCAGCGGUGGUGGUUCACUCUCUGGUGGUAAUAGCGGCGAUGGUAGUACAAAUGGGGGCAGUGGUGGAAAUGGUAACGAAAAUGGCAGCGGAAGCGGUGGUAGCGGCAAAGGAAACUUCAGUGGAGGAAGCGGAACUUCUGGAGGUCAUGGCAGCGGUGGUGGUUCAUCUUCUGGUCAAGACGGAGAUAGUGGUAGAAGUGGUCACACUGGUAUGGGUGGAAAUGGUGAUAGGAGUGGUAGCAGUGGAGGAACCCAGAAUUCGGGAAGCCAUGGCAGCGGUGGUGGUUCAUCCUCUGGUGGAAAUAGCGGUGCAAAUGGGGGCAAUGGUGGAGGUGGUGAUGAUAAUGGGAGUGGAAGCGGUGGGAGCACCGUAGGAAACUUCAGUGAAGGAAGUGGAACUUCUGGAGGCAAUGGCAGUGGGGGUGGUUCAUCUUCUGGUGGAGAUUGGGGUAGUAGUAGCAGUGGUAGCGGCGGAGGAAAACCGAAUGGGAGGAACGGAAGCUCUGGAAACCAUGGCAGCGGUUCCUACUCUGGAGGUAUUGGGGGCAGUGGGAGAGGUGGUGGCAAUGGUAUCAGUGGAAGUGGUGGCGGCGUUAGCGGUACAAACAGGGGCAGUGAUGGCGGGUGGGACAAUGUUGGGAGCGAAACCAGUGGUAGCGGUUACUGGAGCAGUGAUCACCAUUGCGGAGAAAUGUGUGACGGUCAUUUGCUUCCUGGCCAAAAACAUGGUAUUCAAUUAGGAAAAAAGAAGUACACGAUAUUAGGCGGAUUCGGGAAUAACGAGAAUAGUAACAAAUAUAAUAGUUAUUGGGACUAUGUUUUGCAAUUUGUUAUGUGCACUGAGGCAAACCUAAAGCUUGUGGAUAGUCUCUUUAACAACCACGAUCUUUGCUCAUUCUACAGCAAAAUAUGCAAUAGACUUUUUGGUUGAUAUAUAAAGGGCAAACAAAUUUAUACAGAAUAAAUUAUGAAGUUUGAAUAUA